AUGUCGCUCUUACAUGCUCUUCGCCAUGACAUCAAGCCCAUUGCAUCGUCUGGCGUACCCCGUGAGCUAGACCUAACUCCCACAAUCCCAGCCGAAUAUAUUCCAGAAGUGCAGGUUUCUAUAGAAGAUAACUUGACGCCUAGAGAUGGCCAGCCUGUAUUUGAACGGGCGCUGCCCAGUCGGACGACCAAAUCACGUCAAGUGGUCAUUACUGUACUGCUUAUUCUGGCUAAUGUUGUACAGAUGACAGUCAAUUUUGCCGGCGUUGCUGGAGGAAGCGCCUUGAGUGAAUCAUUGGGUGUGAAAGAAACCUACGCCUCGUGGAUUGCUGCUAGCUAUGCUCUAACCCAAGGUACAUUUGUGUUGGUUAGUGGUCGAUUGGGAGAUGUCUAUGGUCAUCGAGAACUCGUCUUAGCUGGAGGUGCCUGGCUCACCAUAUGCACUCUAGCCAGUGCCUUUUGCAACAACUUCUUUGCCUUUGUCACUAUGCGGGCUCUAGCUGGUCUCGGAGGGGCAUUCGUCAUGCCUAACGCGGUGGCAAUGAUAUCCAGCACCAAUCCCCCCGGUCGCGUGCGCAAUCUCAGUCUGGGUCUCUUUGGUGCGUCAGCACCAGUAGGAGGAUAUUUUGGGGCCUUGUUCUUGGGUGCUUUUCUGCAGCGAACAGAAUGGAAGUGGUUUUUCAUCUUCAUUGCUUGCCUUGGUGUUAUUACAUUCACCCCUCUCUGGGCUUUGAGUCCGCGAGCACCGCCGGUCGAUAGACAUGGAAAGAUUGAUUGUAUUGGGACAGCUCUUGGAACAAGCUCAUUAAUUCUGUUCAACUUUGUUUGGAACCAAGCACCGAGUGUGGGUUGGUCAACCUCCUAUGAAAUCGUUCUCCUGAUCGGCUCAAUCAUUCUAUUCGGGGGUUUUUUGUUUUGGGAAAGGAACUACGCAACGGAGCCCAUCAUGCCACUUGACAUCUUCAAAGCUCCGUCCUUCCUCAUGCUACUUUUCGUCGUGCUUCUCAAUUACAUGGCUGUAGGAACUUUGAUUUGGUACCAGGUCCUAUGGCUUCAAAAGGUCUGGCACUGGUCUCCUCUCCAAUUUGCUGUGGGCUGGACCCCAUUCGUGAUCUGCGCCACGGGCGCUGCCUGUCUCGCAGCAUGGAUGAUCCCGCGAAUGGCAGCACAAUGGAUCCUGGCAAUUGGAACCGUCACGAUCUUAAUUUCUAAUGUACUCAUGGCAACCGUGCCAAUUUACCAAUCCUACUGGCCGCAGAUCUUUCCUUCGGUGAUUCUAUUCGCAUUCUGCCCGGACUUCGUGUACACAGCUGGCCAAAUUAUUGCCAGUAACUCUGUCCGCCGUAAUCAGCAGGGAAUUGCCGGGUCUGUCAUUGGCACACUGAAUCUAUACGGGAAUAGUCUCGGACUAGGAUUUGCAUCUACUAUCGAGGUGCAAAUUGCUCGCCGCUCAGGUAGUCAAAUCAUGGGGUAUCGAGCGGCACUUUACUUCGGUGUUGCGAUUAGUGCCGUGGCGCUUAUCCUCGAUGUCUGCUUCGUCCGAUUGGUUAAGGAUGAUCGGGAAGGCUGGCAUGAAGAUGACCGCGUGGAGGAAAUUGAGCUGACGGAGCAAGCCGAAGCAAGCGGUGUCCAUCUACCUAAUGUAAGCCAUUAA
Penicillium vulpinum is the source of this 1653-nucleotide messenger RNA. RefSeq lists its product as uncharacterized. Bases 1 to 1653 code for a protein of 550 amino acids. The transcript is spliced from 5 exons. Gene Ontology annotation, molecular function: transmembrane transporter activity. Gene Ontology annotation, cellular component: membrane. The record is from RefSeq and is a predicted model, not a curated record. Gene Ontology annotation, biological process: transmembrane transport. Lineage: Eukaryota; Fungi; Ascomycota; Eurotiomycetes; Eurotiales; Aspergillaceae.